AUGACGACAGCUACCAUGGACCAGCGACGGCAAGAUGACUUUGAAGUUAUGCCCUCCAAAGAAGCCCUCGCAUCCGACAAAUGCCACGGGGUCGUGGACAAAGGCGAAAUAUGCGUUGACAAAACCACGGCCCUCCAUCGUGGACUCAGAUCUCGACACACCACUAUGAUCGCAUUGGGUGGCGCUUUGGGAUCUGGCUUGAUCAUCGGGACUGGCUCAGCUCUGGCCGGUUCAGGACCAGCUGCCGUUCUAAUUGCCUAUUCGGUGGUUGGCUUCGUGGUCUGGCUCAUGUUGACCGGCCUCUGCGAGAUGGGAACAUAUCUGCCGAUCGCAGAGGGGUUUACUGGCUACGCCACUCGCUUCGUCGAUCCCGCUUUGGGGUUUUCUCUGGGGUGGUCCUAUUGGAUUAAGUACGCCAUAUCAACACCCAACCAAUUGACCGCUAUUGCAUUAGUUCUUCAAUAUUGGGUACCUCGGGACAAAGUCAAUCCUGGAGUGUUUAUUGCUAUCUUCUUCGUGAUUAUUAUCCUCAUCAACUACUUCGGCAUCGGGUUCUUUGGAGAAUUCGAGUUUUGGCUUUCGUCCUUGAAAGUUCUCAUUCUGUGCGGCGUUAUUAUUCUGUCCUUGGUACUUGCCUGCGGAGGCGGGCCUGACCACGAUCCCAAAGGAUUUCGCUAUUGGCAUGAUCCCGGGGCCUUUAACGAAUUCCGCGUUACAGGAGCGCUUGGGCGUUUUCUCGGCGUGUGGAACAGUAUGGGGAUUGCGACAUUUGCGUACUUGUCGACCGAAUUUAUCGGAGUCACCGUCGGCGAGGCACAAAAUCCACGUCGGACGAUCCCUCGAGCGGCACGCCUCAUCUUUUAUCGGAUCUUCUUCUUUUAUAUCCUGAGCGUCUUCUUCCUGGGCAUGAUUGUACCUUACGACUCGCCCAAGCUCGCCUUUGCGACGAAACAGGCCACCUCGGCUGCGGCGUCACCCUUCGUCGUGGCGAUUAUCCUAGCCGGAAUCGAGGUGCUGCCGGGGAUCUUGAACGGCUGUAUCUUGGUAUUUGUCUUCUCGGCCGGAAUCUCGGAUCUGUACAUCUCCAGUCGUACUCUAUACGCUUUGGGUCGGGACGGGAAGGCUCCAGCAUUUGUCGCAAAGACCAACAACCGAGACGUCCCCGUGGCUGCUUUAGCUUCCUCGGCCGUUUUGUCACUUCUGGCCUUCAUGAACGUGUCGAAUGAUUCCAAAAAAGUUUUCGGCUACUUCAUUAACUGCAUUACCGUGUUCGGGUUGAUUGUCUGGAUCUGCAUUUUCCUCAGCCACAUCAACUUUGUGCACGCACGUAAAGCACAGAAGAUCCCGGAACAGAACCUUCGAUAUCGUGCGCCAUUGGGUAUUUGGGGUUCGUGGGUCGCACUGGCCUUCUGUGUUCUUAUCACGUUUACCAAGAACUUUGCGGUCUUCAUCCACACCGCGACCAGCGAUUUCGACUACAAGAACUUCAUCACGGGGUACAUCGCCAUCCCGGUGUUUCUCGCUAUUUUUUUGGGAUACAAGCUCGUGUAUGGAACAAAGGGCGUCAAACCGGCCGAAGCGGAUUUGCAAUCUGGGUUGUCCGAGGUCGAGCUUCACGAGAUGGAGUUUGCCGCGAUGGAGGCCGAGAAACGGGCUCGGGCUCGGGCCCAUCAGACAAGGCUGGGAAGAUUCUACCGACGGUAUAUUUCUUGGUUGUUCUGA
Molecule: messenger RNA, 1722 nt
Organism: Rhinocladiella mackenziei CBS 650.93
Lineage: Eukaryota; Fungi; Ascomycota; Eurotiomycetes; Chaetothyriales; Herpotrichiellaceae
Exons: 3
Coding region: 1-1722 (573 amino acids)
Biological process (GO): amino acid transmembrane transport
Cellular component (GO): membrane
Molecular function (GO): amino acid transmembrane transporter activity
Source: RefSeq, a predicted model, not a curated record